Messenger RNA from Seriola aureovittata, 1469 nucleotides. RefSeq names its product NK2 homeobox 2a (gene nkx2.2a). The coding region runs from base 114 to 938 and encodes 274 amino acids. Gene Ontology annotation, cellular component: nucleus. Gene Ontology annotation, molecular function: DNA-binding transcription factor activity, RNA polymerase II-specific; RNA polymerase II cis-regulatory region sequence-specific DNA binding. The transcript is spliced from 4 exons. Gene Ontology annotation, biological process: cell differentiation; regulation of transcription by RNA polymerase II. The record is from RefSeq and is a predicted model, not a curated record. Lineage: Eukaryota; Metazoa; Chordata; Actinopteri; Carangiformes; Carangidae.
AAUAAUGUCCUGCAUAGGCCAAGUGAGUGUCCUGAUGAGAUGCGCAUAGAGGCUGCAGCCUGGGCCAUUCCUCCGUGGUGCGUAAAGCUCUCUGGGUGUCUGCUGCGGGCUGGAUGUCCCUUCACGGGCUGGAUGUCCCUUCACAUGUCGGAUUUAGUGGAUCAGCCGGAUUGUCCGAAAAGCUGGUGCAGCAACUUUUCCCUGCAUAUUUCCCCCCCCAGCAGAAUAUGUCGUUGACCAACACAAAGACGGGCUUUUCUGUAAAGGACAUUUUGGACCUUCCUGACACAAAUGACGAAGAGGGAUCUAUCACCGGAGCGGAGGAAGACACGGAGGGAUCGGAGACCACGUCCACGACGAAAAACACUGGAGUUUUGGUGCAAAGUCCACUAGAAAACGUUCAAAAUCUGCCUUUAAAGAACCCAUUUUAUGACAGUAGUGACAAUCCUUACACACGAUGGCUUGCUACUACGGACAGUAUUCAAUAUUCAUUGUUUCUCCCGUUUCUUGCCGCAGUGCACGGUCUAUCCGCCAGCUCUCAGGACUCGGCCAAGUCCCCGGAGCCGUCCGCAGACGACGAAUCGCCGGACAACGACAAGGAAACUUCCAGCAGCGGCGGCAGCGACUCCGGCAAGAAGCGGAAAAGGAGGGUGUUGUUUUCCAAGGCGCAGACCUACGAGCUGGAGCGCCGCUUCAGGCAGCAGAGGUACCUGUCCGCCCCGGAGAGAGAGCACCUGGCCAGCCUGAUCCGCCUCACCCCGACCCAGGUGAAGAUCUGGUUCCAGAACCACCGGUAUAAGAUGAAGAGAGCCCGGGCCGAGAAAGAGGAUGAACAUGAGGUGCUUGAGAUGCCAGCACUGCAAAUGGAUCCUGGGGCUUUGAGCCUGACGGCGACCGUCCGUCAUCUGUUUCAGGCAUGCUUCAAUCAGCACGCGUGAUGAUCAAAGAGCAACAAUAUGGCCACAAUGUGUUUUACCAAUUCAAGUUGCCUAAUUAACUUCCUGUUUAAAGAGGAUGUAAAAUAUGUGUAGCAACUUGUGCCUAUCAUGUGUUUGUGCACUUGUGUCCUGUGGUGAAUUUAUAAUGUGUUUCAGAGAUAACUGUACUGGAUGUAAAAUAAAUAAAAAAGCCUCUCUGUGACGUUUCUUUUUUUUAUUUUUUUUUAUGUCGACUUGCUUUGCUGAAUAGAUCCAUGAAUAGAUACAGUAUUUCAAUAUAACCGAUCAAUGCACUGUCUGCCUUUAUUGUAUCGUGUAUCAGUCUUUAUGGUCCCUUCAGUCUUUAUGGUCUUUGUGAUGCAUGAGACUGAAGCAAUAACCUUCAACUUGUUUAUCUUCUACUGUCACAGUCAGAUGCCGUCUGCUGACCAGGUUUUCAUCCACACAAAGGCAGUGUAGUCACACAAACAACCUCCAAUCAGCCCACUGCCCAUUGAGUUUGUUUACUAUUGCUAUCCCAAAGGAUGAAAU